CUGGGCAAGUACGAGCGCUACGUGCGCGCCGCCACGUUCGCGCUGGACUGGCUGCUGCGCGCGCACGAGCACAGUCGCCCGUCCACCGACGUCCUCCAGCUCAAGUCUCUGAGCGGCGUCGUGCAGCAGACCGCAAAGGACCCUUCUUCCCUCUCCCCCGAGCUGCUCCGCCGACUGCCCACAGUUCUCAAAGCUUUCCACUGCGCCACCCAGCUACGGGAACUUGUCACGCCUCUCCUGGCCAACUCCAAGUCCCAGUUCGCGACGCUGCUCAAAAUUUGGGGCAGUUUGCUGCAAAGGGUCCCGCUGGAAAAUGACCUUGAUUCAUUCGAGUCCCCCGAGUGGGAGGAAGACGAGGACUUCUUCUGCCCCGGAGAGGAGAGCUUCGUUUUGGCUGCCAAUCCCUCUAGAAAGCUUAAAUCCGUCUGUGAGGAGGCUUUUAGGGACGAUUUGGCGCUGGACGUGGUCUUUUUCGUCUCGGACUUGGAGCAAUUGGUGCGGGGCGUGCACGAGUGCUACCGUUUUGUGAAGGAACAGACAUCGACAUUGAUGGAGGCGACGGUGGCAGUGAAGUUGGCUAUGGACACGGCUGAAGACUUGACGACCAAGCUGCAGAGCCACCACCCGGAGAUCCGAACGACGCCGGAGCUGUUUGAUGUCGUGUACGAACAAGCGCCAGGGCUGAUCGCUCUGUCACGGAAAGUGAGCAAGGACCUUCGGGACAAGUUCGAGAGGGGGGAGCAGUUCAGACCCUACCCGUUCGAGCUGCUGGGUAGUUUCCAGAUGAUUCUCAACAGUUUAAACACUUUCGCGUCCGCUCUUCCGUCGCCGGGGCGCAAGACGGAGGCGAUCUUCUUGACGAAUGUGGUGGAGAGAUAUGGAGAGGAGCGCACGCCGCAGUACGUGUAUUCGGAUCCGUUUAAUGUGUCGGCGUUCCUGAUGCAGCAACUGCCGCUGGUUUACAACGAAAUGAGAGAGAAGGAGAAGAAUGGCGGCGCAGCGUUUAAUCGAUCCAAGUUGGAGGGGGCGUUCCUUGGAUUGUUGGACGAAUUCUUCACGACCCGCCAAGUCACGAUCCCGCUGGUGUUUGCGAUCACUUGUUGGAUGAAAUCGAUCGUGGCACUACAAGGCGAUGGAGGGCUGGGUCGUAACGUCGUCGUAAUGUUCAAGCACGCGAUGAGUUUGAAUGAACGCAUGGAAGAAAUUAUGGCGAGACCCACGAUUCUGCCCGCCAUUCAGGAACCUCUUAGCACCCAGCUGCAGCAAGACAGAGCGCAAGACAGAGCGCAUAUCGUUGAGCGCUUCAAUCCUGUGCUGGCAGGCUUGAAAGUGAUGGACCAUCAUCUCGAUUAUCUGCGCAAGGGUAGCGAGAUAUUGCCGAGUGGUUCGCUGUUUCGCGCCUUUGGGCACCUGUACAAUGCCCUUGUGACGGAAGGAUUUCUAGAGCGCAUUCCGUUUUUCGAAGACGUCUUGAAGAUCUGCGAGAGAGGCAUUUUCACUCCGUCACGCUCUGCUGCGACUCAUGGUGCCUACGAUCGGACGUAUCUUCAGCCCGCACAGACUGAGGACUCGAAUGGGCUCUACUUGCGCGAUGUAUCUGAGGUCUGGCGGUUUUUGGUUGAAGGCGAUACAUCCGGUCUUGAGCUCACCAGCUUGGUGAAGUCGCUGUAUUCGGCAGGCACCGACUGUGUGGCAGAUUUAUUUGAGACGCGUGUGCUGUCGCGCGAUAUGCUAGCGCUCACUUAUGACAUCGUCGAUGUAUUCUCCAAGCUGUGUGAAGAGCUGGACCAGCAGCAAUACUACGAUGAUUAUAUCAACAAGCAACGGCUAGUCCCUGAUCAGUCGGACGAGGACUGCACCGCUGACGCACUGGAGAAUGCCGUCAUGCGUCCUUUGCUGCCCUUGCUGGACGCUUUGCAGCCAAACGCAUCACUGAAGUUGGACGUUAUCCCAUUUGGGCUUUCUACUCGUUGGGAAGGCAAAAUGAACGGGGAUCGGGUUCGUGAAAUGGGCAAGAAAGCUGGAGCUGUCCUGUCAGCCAAAUUUGCGUCGCCGUACACCGCAAGCUGCGAGCACAAGUAUUUUACUUUCCCGUCGAAGCUUGCUAAUCAAGAGUACGGCACUGUGUCGUUUAGAGCAAAGAGGACUGGUACAGGACGCGAGCGAGUGUUUUCCGAGUUGAUGCAGUUGUUGGAGCAAAGUACCGGCCACCUCUAUGAAGAUGAUCUUGACCAUCUCAAGACUGAGAUCAAGAACGACCCGCUGCUGCUCGCGAUGAUCACGCCGCGCACCAAGGACAACCGGGAUGACGUGUGUACGCUGCUCCACCAGGCAGCGGCUGGUCCGGCGCAUGACCCCGACCUCGUCGAGUGGAUGAUCCACCUUGGAGCCCUCCAUCUCCAGCCGACAGUUCAUUGUCGGACAGAGCCGAGGAAGAAAGAUCUGCCGUGUCCUCGCGAGUGUUUCCCGAACGCCAUGGCAAUCCACAGCGCUGCGGCAAAGGGCCACACAAAUAUUGUUAUUAUCAUUCUAGCAGCGGACAACUUGCUGGACCUGAACACGCCGACGUUCCACACGAAGGAGACGAUCGCUCAUCUGGCUGUCAAGAACGGGCACCGCGACUUGUUCAAGGUGCUUUGCUCGUUUGGCCCUGACUUGACGAUUCAGGACAAAGCUGGAAAUCCUGUGUCGGCGGUGACGACGAAUCGCGCUUGGUCGCGUAAAAUU
Phytophthora sojae is the source of this 2727-nucleotide messenger RNA. RefSeq lists its product as hypothetical. The annotation marks the transcript as partial. Lineage: Eukaryota; Oomycota; Peronosporomycetes; Peronosporales; Peronosporaceae. Gene Ontology annotation, molecular function: protein binding. The record is from RefSeq and is a predicted model, not a curated record. The transcript has a single exon.